CUUUGGGUAUUUGCGUACCCAUACAUAUAUAUAAAAGGAUUUGAGAAUCCAAAGCGCAUUUCUUCAGUUUAAUUCACUCACGAUCCAUUGUAUAAAAGUUCGAAUCGCUGUCCACUUCGGUUUAUUCGUUCCAACAUACUGAAAAUUACUACAGGCACAAUAAACAAAAUGUGCACCGUCUGCUAUUUUUGGUUUAUUGCGUGUUCUCUUUUGAUGACAAAUGCCAGUAUUUUAAAUGACUUACAAGAAGCCCAAAAGUUUAUGGAACAGUUGGACUACGAUUAUUCGGCAGUGGUUGCCGAUGCUGCAGCAGCAGCGGCGCAACAGAGGCCCAUCUCCGACCUGUUAUGGUACGACUAUGGCGGAGGCGGUAGCAGCGGUGUUAGCGGUGGUGUGGGGCGGGGAGAAAGCGGUGGCGGUGGAACAAGAGGCGCCAGCUUUUACGGCACCGGAUCUCCGGCCACUGGUGUGGCCACGGCCGCGCUGUUCGGAGCCGACAAGCGGGGCGGCACGACCCAAUCGAGCAACGGUGGCAUAUGGUUUGGGCCGCGAUUGGGCCGCAGGAAACGUCGCGGCGGGUCGCCGUUUGGCGGCGGCGGCGUCGCGCAGUCGGUGGACGGGAAUGCGAUCGCGCCGGCCGCUUCGUCGCUGCAGGAUCCGUUGGCCGCGGGUUCGACGUCGAUGGCGGCAGAGCAGGCCGCCGUCUCAAAUUUAAUCAACAAUAUGCCGUGGGUGCUCGUACCGAUCAUCGAUAAUUCCUUAUACAAUCAGAUUCAAAUGAAGCAGAACGCGAGGAACGGCAGAUCGUCGGAGGAGGACGACGACGACGACGCGGCGUCGCGGUCGCGGCAUACGGCCCGGUCGCCGCCGUACUCGCCACCGUUCUCGCCGCGUCUCGGUCGACAGGCGAUCAUGAACCAGCCUCAGGUGCCCAGGCUUGGCCGCGAAACGUUGCUGUACCGGCGGGACGCCAGAAACGCGUUGUACCAGCAGUCGAACGCGACGCUGCUCAGACAACAGCGACAGCAACAGCAACAACAACAGCUGCAGGCCUCGUCACUGCGAGCGGCCACCGAAUCGGCGGCGGCGCGACAUCAGGCCGUGUAGACGAUUUCCGCGGGCCGCACGACGCGCUGCUUUGAACCGUACGAUGGGACAAGGACGGAACUCGCACGUUCAUUAAAUAAUAUAUUAUAUGAUAAUAUUAUGAUUUAGUGUAGUCAGUAUUUUUCGUAGUCUAAUAAAAACGAUAACGACAGUUAUAA
Molecule: messenger RNA, 1265 nt
Organism: Melanaphis sacchari
Lineage: Eukaryota; Metazoa; Arthropoda; Insecta; Hemiptera; Aphididae
Exons: 3
Coding region: 169-1107 (312 amino acids)
Biological process (GO): neuropeptide signaling pathway
Molecular function (GO): neuropeptide hormone activity
Source: RefSeq, a predicted model, not a curated record